Bipolaris sorokiniana ND90Pr is the source of this 564-nucleotide messenger RNA. RefSeq lists its product as uncharacterized. NCBI's taxonomy places the organism in Eukaryota, Fungi, Ascomycota, Dothideomycetes, Pleosporales, Pleosporaceae. The transcript is spliced from 3 exons. The record is from RefSeq and is a predicted model, not a curated record. The coding region runs from base 1 to 564 and encodes 187 amino acids.
AUGGUCGCCAUCCGCAACAUCUUCACUGCCGCUCUGGCUCUCGCUGCUCCCAUCUCUGCAGCUCUCACUCCUGCCCAGAUUGUCGAUAACAUCAAGAUGCUCACUACAAAGAGCCAGGCUCUCCAGGGACCUGCUCAGUCCAUUACCAUCAUCAACGGACCUCUCAUCGUCAUUGGCCAGGGACCAUUCCCCCAGAUCAUCGCUGGUUUCACCGACAUCGUCACCACUACCACUACUGCCAUCUCUCAGAUGCAGGGCACUCAGCCUGUCAAGGCUGGUGCCGACGCUGACGCCAUCUUCGACGCAUUCCGCGAAUUUGUCCGCGUCCACCAAGUUCUCUUGAACAUCCUCAUCGGCAAGGCUGGUCUCUUCACCACUAUCCCCUUCAUCGGUCAGCCUGUUGCAGCUGUCCUCAGGCAGGUCGAGGGCGUUGUCGACACCAUCGCUUUCGGCAUCAUCGACCUCGUCGAGUCCCGUGCUGCUGACCUCCAGAGGGAGGCCAACAACCUUGGCGCCACCCUUGACAUUUGCAUCAACUCCUACGACGGUCUCUCGACCAAAUAA